This is a messenger RNA of Lycium barbarum (goji berry), 1056 nucleotides long. RefSeq lists its product as uncharacterized. The transcript has 2 exons. The record is from RefSeq and is a predicted model, not a curated record. NCBI's taxonomy places the organism in Eukaryota, Viridiplantae, Streptophyta, Magnoliopsida, Solanales, Solanaceae. Bases 202 to 897 code for a protein of 231 amino acids.
CCAACCCCUUAACAUACAACUACCGGUUACCCCGUCGUCCUUAUCUUACACCAACUCGGCCAUUCAUGCUCUUUCUCGUGUCAAAUCCUAUUAAAAAGGCUUAUAAAUAAAACCCAACACAAGCCUUUUUCAUCAUAAAUUUCCUUCUUAUUUUUGGUGUUAAAUUCACAAAGAAACAGCAAAAAGAAAAGAAAAAUACUAAUGGGGAACAGUCUUGGAGGAAAAAAGACAGCAAAAGUGAUGAAAAUCGAUGGACAAACAAUGAAAUACAACACACCAAUUUAUGCCAACGAGGUACUAAAAAAUUAUCCACCUUUAGUCUUAUUAGAAUCUGAAGAAGUAAAGCAUUUUGGGAUUAGAGCAAAGCCAUUGGAGCCACAACAAGAGUUAAAGCCCAAAAGGCUUUAUUUUCUGGUAGAAUUACCCAAAUUCCCGGAAGAGAAUAAUAAAAACACGAGGAGGGUCCGGUCGGGUAUCCAAAUGAGUGCGAAAGAUAGGCUCGAGACACUAAUGCUAGCACGGAGAUCCGUGUCUGACUUGUCAAUCAUGAAGCCUGCCAGUAUUAUGACUGAAGAGUGUUCAUCUUAUCAUAAUAAUAGCUCUGCUUCAGCCCCACUUAACAGUGGUGGGCCUCAGGCCCACCCCAUGAGGCUGAAGUUGAGGCUACCAAAAGCGGAGGUGGAGAAGUUGAUGAUGCAAAGCAAAGAUGGGAGUGAUGUUGGUGAGAAAAUUAUGAGACUUUGCAUGAACAACAACGGUGGAAGUGGUUUGUUGAUGGAAGAAGAAAGUCCUAAAAAUGGAGGAAUAAUUAAGAAAGGACUCAAAUCACGAGAGAAACGUGUAGGAUUCUUACCUACAACAGAAGGGGAGAUUCAAUUAGCUGUGGCUGCUUCUUAAGAAAAAUGGGAAUUGGAAAUUUAAAAAAAAUAAAUUCUAUAGCUUUUGUAUAGUGUACAAGUGCUCUCCUAAUUCAGUGGCUAACUUCUCUGCUACUUAUUAGUACUACUAAUCAUGUAUUAGUCAUUUUAUAAACCACGAUUAUGAAGCUUUGAAUGA